Molecule: messenger RNA, 636 nt
Organism: Penicillium oxalicum
Lineage: Eukaryota; Fungi; Ascomycota; Eurotiomycetes; Eurotiales; Aspergillaceae
Product: sugar O-acetyltransferase
Exons: 3
Coding region: 1-636 (211 amino acids)
Molecular function (GO): acetyltransferase activity
Source: RefSeq, a predicted model, not a curated record
AUGGCCGAACUAACCGAACGGGAGAAGAUGCUGCGCGGGGAGCUCUUUGUUUCCUUUACUCCCGAGUUGAUUGCGGCUCGCAACCGCUGUAAAUAUGCCUACACCCGCUUCAACAACGCAGGAGAAGUCCCCCGGAGACAUCUCAUCGAGCUUUGGAGAGACGUGGUUGAAGACAAGACUCCGCUUCCUCCCCCGGUGGAAGAUCCCGUCGCAGACGAUGAACUCUUCAAGCAUGAGCCAUGGAUUGAACCACCCAUCAAGGUAGACUAUGGGUUCAAUGUCUUUCUUGGCAAAGAUAUUUUCAUCAAUUCCAAUUGUGUCUUUAUUGACACCAUGCCGAUCACUGUCGGGGACCGCACACUCUUUGGCCCUAAUGUCAGCCUCUUCGCCGGUGGUCAUCCGGUUGACCCAGCGGUCCGAAAUGGCAUGGAUGGUCCGGAGAUGGGGGCACCCAUCACCAUCCAGGAAGAUUGUUGGAUUGGUGGCAAUGUGACGAUCUUGCCUGGUGUGACGAUUGGCAAAGGCUCCACGGUGGGUGCGGGCAGUGUCGUGACAAAGGAUGUACCAGCCUUCCAUGUGGUCGCAGGAAAUCCAGCCCGCAUUAUUCGCAAAAUUGAGACUGCAAUGAGGGAGUGA